AUGGCUGCCAGCACAACAACCCCAUUCAGUUCCACAUCUGCUACCAGCAGCACUACAGUUUUAAGCACAACAACCUCAGUCAGUUCCACACCUGCUAUUCCCAGCACAACAGUUUUCAGCACAACAAAUCCAAUCAGUUCCACACCUGCUACCCCCAGCACUACAGAUUCUUCCACAAGUGGUAUUGUUGGGUUGAGACUGAAAGUCACCACAGGCUUAAAUUUAACAGACACCAACCACCAAAAGAUCUUUUUACAACAGCUCAUUGAUGAACUAAGCAAGAGAGGACUGCAAAAUUCUGUCAGAGUGAAAGUGAAGCAAGUUCAAAAGAUGAGCCCAUGAUUGGGUGAUACAUAGUACAUAGGACCAAAUUCUCAUAUUAUAGUGUAAAUAAUAUAGUGUAGUUAUUCCUACAGUUUGAAAUAUUAUAAAUCAAAAUCACAGAUCUCCUUAUAUGUUUCAGGGACAGAACAGCCCCACCCAUUAAAAAUACUUGAUACUUGAUAAAUUGUAUUUAAAAAAGCUAAACAGCAGCUACUUACACAGGUACAGGUGCUAUCUGCACCCAAACCACGUGAUCAGUAACAUGAGUGAGGUCGGCAGAGGAGAGUUUAAACUAACAGUGAAUGGUAUGAUCCACUUUAGGGGUGUGAAAUUGUAUUACAGGAUUCUCUCAGGCAUGGCUACUGUACAUUUAUUUUUUACCCUCUUUAGGAGGGUCAGACCCUGUUUGUCUAAAUGAACCUCAUUAUCAAUGUGGGACAGUCAGUUAACAAUUAUUUGUGAUUUUGUUUAUGUGAAAAGGUUUUGUGUGGUUAUAAACUCUUUCAUUGUUUAUGUAAUUGAUGUGUUGUUCUGUAUCUGAACUUAAUCAGGAUGUGGGUAUUUCUGAGUAAAUGCAUGACAGGCAUUCCUAAAAUGCUUGAGAAUGGCAGAAAUGCUGUUUUAGACCAUGAUUUAAAACCAGUUUAGUGCACUGCUGGAAAUGCCACGGUUUUCAUGCCUGCUAGACUCUGUGGUACAGAACUCGGACCUUUCCGUUCCCGUCUAUGGACAAACUCUGAUCCUGCACUACAGUUCCCAGCAUGCAUUCGCCAGUGUCACAUGUUCAGACUCAACCAAUCCCAUCUCACUUCACGCUUAUACCCGAAAUAUUUUCAUCUGCUUAUGUAUAUAAAAGCCUGUUUGUAAUGCUUGUUUAUUAGUAGUUUACAGAGCUUUUUUAUUCUGAUUGUAUUUUCUGUGUAUGACCUGUAUUUUCUCUUUGACUGCAUUUUGCCUUGCCCUUCUGCUUUAUUUAUAUUUGUAAUUUUCUGGCUUGUUGAACAUACGGUUACUUUAUUGGUUUGUAAUUUGGCUCUAAAGUUUUUUCACACUGUCUCUCUGGUUUUGACCCACGUCUGUGUUACGACUACGCUCUUUGUUUAUCUUCCUUGUAAUAAAGCCUCAUUUAGAUUUUA
Molecule: messenger RNA, 1460 nt
Organism: Astyanax mexicanus (Mexican tetra)
Lineage: Eukaryota; Metazoa; Chordata; Actinopteri; Characiformes; Acestrorhamphidae
Exons: 6
Coding region: 1-342 (113 amino acids)
Source: RefSeq, a predicted model, not a curated record